Molecule: messenger RNA, 2082 nt
Organism: Beauveria bassiana ARSEF 2860
Lineage: Eukaryota; Fungi; Ascomycota; Sordariomycetes; Hypocreales; Cordycipitaceae
Product: GTP-binding protein LepA
Exons: 5
Coding region: 1-2082 (693 amino acids)
Biological process (GO): positive regulation of translation
Cellular component (GO): mitochondrion
Molecular function (GO): GTP binding; mitochondrial ribosome binding; GTPase activity
Source: RefSeq, a predicted model, not a curated record
AUGGACGCAUGCACACCACAACGACCAACUACCGGCACGCGCAGAAAGCCUUGGGACAGCAUUCCAUACCUGACAGCGAAUGACGAAGAUAAAAAUUCUUACAUGAAGUUGGUCGGGAAGGCAGCGAGAGCUUGCGCUCGACAAUGCCUGGUUGUGCGUCCUCGCGCAGCUAGCAGACAUGGCUGCAUUCUACUCUACGCGGCAAGGGGGCGUCGUUUUGCCUCGCAGACGAAAGCAACACCUACCCAGCUUGAGGCGCGCAUGGCGGCUAUUCCUAUCAGCCGAUACAGAAAUUUUUGCAUAGUGGCACAUAUCGACCAUGGAAAAAGUACGCUUAGCGACCGGCUACUCGAGCACACGGGCACUAUCUCGGCGAGUGACGCAAAUAAGCAAAUACUGGAUAAACUCGAUGUCGAACGUGAGCGUGGGAUCACAGUCAAGGCGCAAACAUGUACAAUGCUCUACAACUACAAAGGCGACGAUUAUUUACUACAUCUGGUCGAUACACCUGGCCAUGUUGACUUCCGGGCCGAAGUCACACGCUCGUACGCCAGCUGCGGCGGCGCCAUAUUACUAAUAGAUGCCAGUCAAGGUGUCCAGGCACAGACAGUCUCGAAUUUCCAUCUGGCCUUUGCGCAGGACCUGGCGUUACUACCUGUUGUCAACAAGAUUGAUAUGCCGUCGGCCGAUGUUCCCUCUGUCCUGAAACAGAUUGAAGAUAGCUUCGAGUUGGACCCCGCAGGAGCCGUUCUUGUCAGCGCGAAGACUGGCAAAGGCAUUGACGCGGUGCUUCCAGCUGUUAUUGAGAAGGUGCCUCAUCCGUUAGGCGAUCGCAACAAGCGACUGAAGAUGCUCUUGGUGGACUCCUGGUACGACAAUUUUCGCGGCGUUGUUCUGCUUGUGAGGAUAUUUGAUGGCAUGGUCCAGGCUGGGGACAACGUGGUGUCACUAGGGACGGCUACGAAAUAUACUGUUGGGCAAGUUGGCGUCCAAAUUCCUGACGCGACACCACAAAAAGUAUUGAGCGCAGGGCAGGUUGGCUAUGUCUACUUCAACCCCGGCAUGAAGCAAAUCAAGGACGCCAAGCUCGGAGACACAUUCACAACAGUGGGUAGCGAGGAUGCCAUCGAGCCAUGCCCUGGCUUUGAGGAACCCAAGCCUAUGGUUUUCGUUGCCGCCUUCCCUACCGAUCAGGGCGACUAUAGUAGACUCGCGGAUAGCAUCAACCAGUUGGUGCUCAACGACCGCAGCGUGACGCUCCAGAAGGAUCACUCGGAAGCACUAGGGGCGGGCUGGCGUCUCGGUUUCCUUGGUAGCUUACACUGCUCCGUUUUUCAGGAUCGCCUCAAACAAGAACAUGGGCGAAGCAUUAUUAUCACAGAGCCUACUGUGCCAACCAAAAUCAUCUGGAGCAACGGCAGGGAGGAGGUCGUGCAAAACCCAGCCCUCUUCCCCGAUACAUCUCAUCCGCAUAUUAAGAAUUCCCAGCUGCUGGAGCCAUUCGUCAAGGCGACGAUAACGGUACCCGAGGAGCAUCUUGGACGUGUGAUUGAGCUAUGCGAGGCAAAUCGAGGGCAGCAGAAGAGUAUUGAGUUUUUCAAUAAGGAUCAAGUAAUUCUUCUGUAUGAUGUCCCAGCCGCUCAGCUGGUGGAGGAUUUCUUUGGAAAGCUCAAAGGGUCGAGUAAAGGAUAUGCCACACUCGAUUAUGAGGAAGCCGGUUGGCGAGAAAGCAAAUUAACUAAAGUACAACUGCUUGUGAACAAGCAACCUGUUGACGCCAUCUGCAAGAUUGUACACACAUCCCAAGUUGAGCGCAUUGGCAGACAGUGGGUCACGAAGUUCAAAGAACAUGUUGACAGGCAGAUGUUCGAGGUCGUCAUCCAAGCAGUAGCUGGCAAUAGAGUCAUUGCUCGUGAGACAAUCAAGCCAUUUCGUAAGGACGUACUAGCGAAACUACAUGCCAGUGAUAUCACAAGAAGGCGAAAGUUGCUAGAGAAACAAAAGGAUGGAAGAAAGCGGUUACGCGCGGUUGGUAAUGUUGUAAUUGAUCAGACUGCUUUCCAAAACUUCUUAGCGAAGUAA